AUGAAAUCGAUUUUUAAUCGACAAGUUUGUACAACCUGUUUGAAACUAUCUGAAUCUUUUAUUUGUCGUGGAUGUCGGCAAUCAUUUUGUGCAAAACAUGUCAAUCAACAUCGGGAAAAAAUUGCAAAAGAUAUGAAUACUCUUGUUACUAAAUGCAAUCGAUUACAAGAUGAAUCAAAAUCCGAGAAAUUCGCUCAAGAAACACUAGCCAGUAUUGACCGAUGGGAAAAAGAAUCGAUAGAAAGAAUUCGAAACACUGCUCAAACAGCUCGAGCCGAAUUGAGACCAUGGAUAGAGCGAAUAAAACACGAACUUGACGUUCCCUUUCAGACAAUGAUGAAUGAACUUCAAUCUAGACGUAAACUACAAGAUUAUACUGAAGUUGAUUUAAAACGAUGGGGUGCACAAUUGAAAGAGUUCACUGAAAAGCUGAAACAACGACCUGUUAUUGAAUAUAUUGAUUGCGAUGAUACGCAAGCUGUGCAUCUAAUUAGAAUUAUUGAUCGCGUUAGUUUGAUUUCACCACUCGAUGCUAAUUCUAUGAAUUCUCGUUCGGAAAGAAGUUUGAACGCAUUACAAGAGUCGUCUACUUUUGAUCAGGAAGCAUUUGGAGAAUUUUAUGGAGCAGUUACAUUAUCUGAACAUAAUCGUAUUGCUGCAUACAGUGGUCCUUGGAUAGGUGAUGCUAGUGUGUGUGGUAAGAAUUCGUAUUCAUCUGGAGUGCAUCAUCUUCGAUUUCGUAUCAUGGAUAAAUUUUACAAUGCCCCAUUUCUUGGUAUUUCUACUGCAGCUCAACUAAUGACUGAACGUAUGAUCACAUGCCAAUCGACGAAUGGUUGGUCGAAUUUCGAUUUUCCAGUAGUCAAUGGUAAAGAGGAAUUUGUGGGAAAGGAUCGAAUUCUUCGACCCGGUGAUGCGGUCACGUUAACAUUAGAUUGCGAUAGACGACAACUUUUAUUAAGGCAUCUUCGAACGAACAGACUUUCACAUUUACCAAUUGAUGUUCGUAUUUGUCCAUUUCCUUGGAAACUUUUGAUUGUUUUUCGACGUAGAGAUGAUUCUAUCCGUCUUCUUGGUGGCUCAGUUGGUUUAACAACGACAGAUUUAGAUGGAAAACUACCUGAUCCUCUCAAAACAUAA
Rotaria socialis is the source of this 1140-nucleotide messenger RNA. Lineage: Eukaryota; Metazoa; Rotifera; Eurotatoria; Philodinida; Philodinidae. The record is from the annotation of a GenBank genome assembly.